Molecule: messenger RNA, 765 nt
Organism: Helobdella robusta
Lineage: Eukaryota; Metazoa; Annelida; Clitellata; Rhynchobdellida; Glossiphoniidae
Exons: 1
Source: RefSeq, a predicted model, not a curated record
GAAUCAUCGCGAAAAUCAUGGAAGGAAAGCAAAAAUUCUACUGGGCUGUGGGCGGAUAUUUCAGGAAGGUACGUGACGAUCACAGUGCCGUCAGCUAGCGUAAGAAAUUUAGAAGAUCCAGGCCCCGUAAUGAGCAUGUACGAUACACUUCUGAAACAUUACCACGAUCUGAGAGGCACUGACAUCGACAAGCACCGGAAGAUGUGGAUUGUGGCGGACGAACAACCAGUUGCUGGCUACAUGCAUGCCGGCUAUCCCAUCGUAACUCACAUGGAUGUGGCCGAUCCCAAAAGAGAUAACUUCCUCCUCAACGAACAAGGAAUAAAAACCAAAACUGAAAGCUUCUGGGGGAUUUUCCACGAGAUAGGCCACAACAUGCAGCAGGGAGAGUGGACGUUCGAAGGUACUGGGGAGGUGACGGUCAACAUUUUCACCCUCUAUGCCAUGAAACAAAUUGGAAACAUGGAAACGUGGAUUCAUCCGUGGCUGAAGAAGCAUGUGGAAGCAGGCAUCAAAUACGUCAAUCACGGAGCUGAUUUCAACACAUGGAAAAAGGAGCCGGGUACUGCUUUGCUAAUCUACGCUCAACUGGUGAAUGCAUUUGGCUGGUCUAUCUUCAAACAAGUUUUUCGUCGCUACCAAAAUUUACCCGCAGUGGAAAAACCCAAAAAUAAUCAGGAAAAGAUGGAUAAAUGGUUUGUUAUAUUUUCCGAGGAAUGCAAAUUCAACUUGGCUCCAUUGGCAAUAUAUUGGGGAUUUCCAAUC